Messenger RNA from Lentinula edodes (shiitake mushroom), 276 nucleotides. RefSeq lists its product as uncharacterized. The coding region runs from base 1 to 276 and encodes 91 amino acids. The record is from RefSeq and is a predicted model, not a curated record. Lineage: Eukaryota; Fungi; Basidiomycota; Agaricomycetes; Agaricales; Omphalotaceae. The transcript has 2 exons.
AUGAAAACCAACCUCGUCUCCUUUACGGCAUUCGCUGCAUUGGUCGUGCUCGCUGUUGCUGAACCAUCAUCUAAUCCGCGAGGUACUUUGGACACCUCCCUCUGGGGCUCAUCGAAAUCCAGAAACUCAUGGGCCAAAUCUAAUAUCAGUAAAAGUUUGAGCAACCCUAGUUCAGCCAAAAGACCCUCACUCAAGCUCUAUGUCGCCGCCGACGUUCAUCUUGGUACAAGUGUCGGCGUCCAGUAUCCCCGUCGCAACCUUGAUGGAUCUCUAUAA